This is a messenger RNA of Acipenser ruthenus (sterlet), 4063 nucleotides long. RefSeq lists its product as uncharacterized. Bases 205 to 2910 code for a protein of 901 amino acids. Gene Ontology annotation, cellular component: RNA polymerase transcription factor SL1 complex; nucleoplasm; nucleus. Gene Ontology annotation, biological process: regulation of DNA-templated transcription. The record is from RefSeq and is a predicted model, not a curated record. Lineage: Eukaryota; Metazoa; Chordata; Actinopteri; Acipenseriformes; Acipenseridae. The transcript has 5 exons.
GGGAGAACCAUUAGACCCCGGGUUAGUAAUUAGUUGGACAUCGCAUUACUACUACAUGCUUCAGUGGAUAGCUCCGAUUUCAGCAAUAGUGCACACCACAACCGAGGAGAGCAGUGAAAAGAAAGCGAGUGUCAGAUACGAUUCCCCGAAGCAGGGAGGGCGAUCGUCUCCGAAAAAAAAGUCAAAUAUAAGACUAGAAAGCCAAUGGGGAGACCAAGAAGGUCCUACAGCAAAGGGGAGCGAGCCAGAAGGCUGAAAUGGAGAGGAUUGCAUUUCCCGUUCGUGGAAAGGAUGUAUGGAUGGAAGCACCUGCCAUUAAGGAUGGUGUUGACUUAUGAGCAAGCUGCAUUAGCAGGGUUUAUCAACUGUGUAAAGAACAUUAAAGUCAAGGGGAAGCUUCAAGAGAUGCUGAAUAUUGAAACUGAUCGCAUCGUGUGUAGUAGGGAUCGCUGUGAGAUGAAAAGGCCAGUUUCUCCCAUACAGGAGCCAGAUAAAAGAGAUGACACUGAAUCAGACAUAGAAGACAGAGAUGACAUUAAAAUAGUGGACAACUGCUGCUUCAUUCAGAAAAUGAAACCACAAAAGAAAAAUAGACGUGCUGUAAGAAAAGUCAUUACAAAACAGAACAAAAUAAAACAAAAUAAACAUAGCAAAACUAAGAAAUCCACACACCGUUUAUCAAGCACAGCAACGAGGACUCUUGUUGAUGUUGCACCAAUCGCCACUGACUUGCCCGAGGAAACUGCACUGGAAAGUGGCACUGGUGAUGGAGAAGCUGGAAUAGACCUUGUUGUCGAUCCUGAGCUCAAUGAAACGGUCUGUAGUGAUGGAGCGUUGGAAGGUUCACUUCACCCAACUGACAUUGAAAUGACCGUGAACGUGGAGGAGUCUAAAAUCUGGAAAACAAGAAGUCAGAAAAAGAAACAGGCAAGAAAUAUUAGUCAAGACGGCCCUGAUGUAGAUGUAGGAGUUGGAAACUUGAUAGGCCCUCCCAGCUCUCUCAAUCACUCUACAGUUCCUGAAGAUAUGGGAGAUGCCACAAUGAAAUAUCAAACUCAAAAAGCAGCCAGAACACCUAGUGAAAAGAAGAGAAUGAUAAUGGUUCAGAACGACACAGAUACCAAUAGUCUGUCCCUGACGAACAAAAUUAAGAAAACUAAACAUGACAAAAAGAAGAAUCGCAAAGACAGUUUAACAAGCACGGCAGAGGGGACUCCUGUUGGCGGUUCGGUGGUUUUCAUUGGCUUCCCGGCCCCUGUGGAAAAUGCACUGGAGAGUAGCACUGGUGAUGGAGAAGCUGGGAUAGAGCUUAGUGGUGAUCCUGUUACACGUGCAGACUUGGAAACCAAUGAGCCAAUCUGCAGUGAUCUUCAACCAGCAGACAGCGAAUCGAAGAACCUAAAGAGCAUGAACGUAGACGCAUCUGAAACCUGUAAUACGAAAGACCGCUUGAGGAUAAAGAAGAAAAUGGAGAAACGGGCUAGAAAGAGCAGUCAAGAUAGCACAUAUGAAGAUGUAGUUGGGAACCUGGUAGAACGCUCCAGCUCUCCAAAUCUGGCUACGGUUCCUGAAGAUAUGGGAGGUGCCAGUGCCACGAUGGAAUAUGAAACGAAUGAGGGGCCUCAGCUCAACGAAGAACCCUGCAGUGACAUCAUCCUGGAAGGCUCUCAUGUAGUAGAUGAUCAGGUGGAGAACCCAAAUAACAUGAGCGCAGGGGCGUCUCGUAUCUGUAAAACCAGAAAUGGUCAAAAACAGACGAAGAAGAAUCGGGGAAGGAACAUUAGCCAAGUUGGCACUAGUGUAGGAGUUGGGAGCUUGGUAGAUCCCUCCUCCAGCUCCCCAAGCCUAUCUACAGAACCUGAAAAUAGCAAUGAUGUCUGUGCUGCCCUGCAGCAUCAAAUAGAAGCAGCUGAAACAUUUAGUGUGAAGAAAGAUAAAAAAACAAGAAAGAAAAAGGGAAAACGUGACAUGGAGGAAAUGGAAGGAACGAACUCAACGACGUCCCUUAACCUUUGUACAGAAGAGAUACAUGACGGCAUAACUGAUAAUUCAGAGAUUGGAAACCUUCAUGAAAAUAGGCAUACGCAUUGUGAAAGUGGUGCAGAUCAAACUGGUGGUGGAUUAGAAAGAGAUGAUUCUAACAUAGAGAUGGGAAGAGGGAAAGGGAACAGCACAGAUCAUAAUUUGCCUCCAGUUAAAAGAAAGAAGAACGUGGAACAGCAGAGUGUAUCUGAUGGCAUGGAAAGCCAGGAAACGGAUUUAGAGACUAAGGAUGCUCCAAGGGAAUGCGAGAACCUGAAUAGAAGUAUUGUUACUACAGAUGAGAGCACACUGUUGAAGAACUUGGAACCAGGAGAAUUUACACACACAAAGAAAAAAAGCCACAAAAAGAAUAAAAGUAAAAAGCAGAGGGUGGGGUAUGAUAUAGAAAUGCAGGGGCCACAUUUAUCUCCUCCGAACACUUGCGAUCUUCUAGUUGAUGGAGGAAAUGAGUACAUGGCCAGUAAGAAAGAUAUUAAAGAUACAGAUAUUGCUGAAUUAAGAGAGUUGAGAACAAAGAAGAAACAGAGUAAAAGAAAACGUGCAAAUGAAGAAAUGGAAGCUCAAGGUAUCCUGUCACCUAUUUUUGCACCCAUUUGCGAACUGUACGUUAAUGGGAGGUGGGAGACCAUUGACUUGAAAGAAGAUAUUUUAGCAGAGAGUGAUACUGCUGAACUAGGAGAAUCAAGAAUCGUGGAGAGAAAACAAUGUGUAACGGAUGGAAUGGAAGCACAGGGGAUGCGUUCAUCUCUAACUGCAUGCAUAUCCUCCCUUGAUGCAGGUAUUUCACAGGACGGCAUAUUGUUAAAUGGUGAUGGACAAGAAAAACCAACAAAGAAGAAAAAAAGGCAAAAAGAAGAACCAGAAUGAUAGACAGGAAAUGCAGGGACUUCGUCCUACAUCUGUUGGUGAAUUGCUAGCUGGAGAAGUGACAACAGCUGAAAUCCAAAAACAUUUUGGGACAUCUGGGGGAAAUGAGAGUGUUAGACCAGAAGCCUUAGUGGAUUUAUCUAGUGAAUCAAACUCUGCAGGUGAUUUGCUGCAGGGAGUGAAAAAAAACAGGGCAAGAAAGAGAAGCUUUCUGAACAAACUUCUGGAAGAAAGGGAGAAAAAAUGUCCUCUAGUGGUAAAAAAACAAAGUGCCAAAUAAACUUCUACGAAGCAGUGGAGGAUAAUGGAAAGCCAGCUAAAAACACCUUGUUGAGUAUGACCUCUAUAGAAAAGGGUAAAGGAAAAUCUGCAAAUGCAGAUUCCAGAAAGUGCAAAAGAAAACUGUUUAAUAGCGCCUUAUAUGAAAUGUUUGACUCUACAAAGACAGACUGAUGGGUCAAGUCAGGGCUAGCAGUGGGAGGAGGACCCAUAUCAAGGCAUUUUUUUUUUUUUUUUUUUUUAAAUUCUAGUAUUGUUUGUAAAUCAUCAUUUUUUUUUUUUUUUACUCUGAUGAUUAUUUUUUGUUCAUUCUGCGGGGGUACCCUACAUACUAGUUAUUUUAAAAAUAACUUGAGUUUUUGUUUCCCAAUAUGUAAAGCUACUUUUAAUUUUAUAGUUCGUUGUUAUGUGGAAAACAGAUGCAAGUUGGAGGUCAUUUUUUUAAAUUUUAUUACUUUGUAAUGCAAUGGUGGAAAUAAAUUGCAUCAGUGAAAAUUGAAGUGAGCCUUUAGAAAUUAAAAGUUGUAUAUGUGUGUACAGAAAAACUUGUAAAUGUUCUUUAUAGCGUUUGGUGUUCAAGUAUUAAAAUUCAUGUUUUCAGAUCUGUAUUGUUUUUUGUUCUAUGGCUAUGAAUUAGAUGAGUAAACUGUGAAGACCCAGGUGAAUGCUUUUUUUUACUUCAGAAGCAAGGCAGUUUGAAGUGCGGCACUGCUCUUAAUGAAACCCCCCACUUAAUGAUCCAGGACACCUGGCUACAAAAUUCAAAAAAUGACUUGUGAAUAAAAAGAAAUGUGCAGUAGUACAUAUGUUGAGCAGUGCAAAUGGUAUACAAGUCAGGAGGUUUUAAUGAAUGCAUUAUCAUAUCAUUUUUUUU